CAUGCUGUUAGAAGAUGCGACUUGACAUGGUAGUCAGGGCAUAGGGAAGCGGGAGAAACUGGCAAUUGAGGAGCUUUAUAUCUACCGCUCAGGAUCCCCGGUGCCAAAUCGAAUCCUCGCACAGACUGUCGCUUAGCACCUCCGAGCAUUGUUAUGAGCUGGGCUCGGAAAACACUGUCUCCGUCGCUUUGCAGAUUUGUGUCGUCAAAGCUGUCCUAUAGAUCAUCACAUACAAUGUCAAGCUCCACUCCCAUCCUGGACUGCUCGUCCUACUCCUCCAUCAAAGUCCACCCUUCGCCCGUACCGCUGCAUCCUUACCAGAGCCCUUCAUUCGACAUCCCCGCUGAGAUCUCAAGGCACCUAGAAACGGUAUCAUCUCACCUACAUUCCUCUAGGACGGUCGCAUUUCCCACAGAGACCGUGUAUGGACUCGGUGCAUCAUCAUUGGACCCUCGGGCCGUUCGACGAGUCUACGAAAUCAAGAACCGGCCCUCUGAUAACCCAUUGAUCAUUCACGUAUCCUCGUUGGACAUGCUCAAUCAUUUGUUACCACCAGGUUAUGAGAUAUCCAAGCUUUAUCGGGCCCUUAUAGAAGCUUUCUGGCCCGGACCAUUGACCCUUCUGUUUCCCUCUUCUAAUCCACCUCCGCUUCCUGCUCCUCAGACCAAUGCUAUUCGCAUGCCUUCCCAUCCUCUGGCCCAAGCCUUGAUCUAUCACGCCAACCUACCAAUAUCAGCACCUUCUGCUAAUUCAUCCGGUCGACCCAGUCCGACAUGCGCUGGACACGUAUUCAAUGACUUGAAUGGCAGGGAGGGACUGGGAUGUAUCCUUGACGGCGGAGUAUGUGGUGUGGGCGUCGAGUCGACAGUGGUCAAUGGCUUGGGCUGGCGAGAGGACGGCACAGGCUACGUCAAUGUCCUGAGACCUGGUGGUCUGGGUGUGGAGGAAGUCGAGAGGAUCGUGAGGGAAGUGGACGGUGAUGUCGACGGAGAUGACGGUCGGACGCAAAUAUUACUCCAUGGUCGACCUUGGCGUUCGAAGCCGGGUCAAAGCUCCUCUGCAGGCAUGCGCCUUCUGCCCGAUUCUAGUGAUGAUCCACCAUCAACCCCAGGGCUGAAAUAUCGUCACUACUCUCCACGAGUGCCCGUCUUUCUGCUCUUACCUUCGAAUACCUUUGCUCAACCUGAAUCCUUAUCGUCCUCAGCAACCACUCCGCAGGACAUUUUGCGUCAUAUAUCCAGCCGAAUCGGCGCGCAUGAUGGCGCAAGGCUGGGAAUUCUACACUAUGACGACUCGCCCCUCUUUCACGCAUUGAGGUCGGGUUCGCAGGGCAUUGAUUUGAUCUCUCUAUCUCUUGGACCAAAUUCGACAACCGCCGCUCAACGCCUGUUCUCUGGUCUCCUUAAGCUGGAGCGGGGUGGGAAUACCAAGUCAGUGCUUGGAGUGCAGCCGAGUGAUUCUCGAGGGGUAGAUGCAAUUCUCGUAGAGGGAUGCUCAGAUGCUGGACUGGGCUUAGCAGUCAUGGAGCGAGUCGGUAAAGCUGUUGGUGGUGGUGGCGCUGCCACUGACCUGGAUCAGAAGUCUGACGGAGAUAAAGGCCGAUUCUGGGUGGACGUCGGGGAAACUGUAGCAUAAAUCAGCAUCGUAUACCAUAAGAUCAUCUUGCAUAUUCAAUACAGACA
Kockovaella imperatae is the source of this 1682-nucleotide messenger RNA. Its product is annotated as DHBP synthase RibB-like alpha/beta domain-containing protein. Lineage: Eukaryota; Fungi; Basidiomycota; Tremellomycetes; Tremellales; Cuniculitremaceae. Gene Ontology annotation, molecular function: tRNA binding; nucleotidyltransferase activity; double-stranded RNA binding. The transcript is spliced from 2 exons. Gene Ontology annotation, cellular component: cytoplasm. The coding region runs from base 154 to 1635 and encodes 493 amino acids. The record is from RefSeq and is a predicted model, not a curated record. Gene Ontology annotation, biological process: regulation of translational fidelity.